GUCCUCGGCGAGAAGCAUCCCGACAAGGCCCGGAGCAUGGCGUCACUGGCCACGACGUACCACGCCCAGGGGAGGUACGAGGAGGCGGGGAGCACCAAGGUGGAAGUGUUGGCACUGCGGCGCGACGUCCUCGGCGAGAAGCAUCCCGACACUCUCCAGGCCAUACACGACCUCGCCAUUACCUGGAAUAGCCGACAGCGACGUCCUGAGGCG
Molecule: messenger RNA, 213 nt
Organism: Chaetomium strumarium
Lineage: Eukaryota; Fungi; Ascomycota; Sordariomycetes; Sordariales; Chaetomiaceae
Exons: 1
Molecular function (GO): protein binding
Source: RefSeq, a predicted model, not a curated record